Molecule: messenger RNA, 477 nt
Organism: Spinacia oleracea (spinach)
Lineage: Eukaryota; Viridiplantae; Streptophyta; Magnoliopsida; Caryophyllales; Amaranthaceae
Exons: 1
Coding region: 1-477 (158 amino acids)
Source: RefSeq, a predicted model, not a curated record
AUGUAUAAAUUUCUUCAUCCAGUUGGAGUUCAGGUGGGAUGGAAGAGAUUGAUUUGUAAUAGCCAUGCUAGUCCAAAGAGUACUUUCAUUGUUUGGCUAGCAGUGCAGAACAGUCUAGCUAUAAAAGACAGAUUGAUAAGCUGGCAUCUGAAUAUUGAUGGUACUUGUGGCCUGUGUCAGUUGGAAAGUGAAAGUUUGGAUCAUUUGUUCUUCUCUUGUUCUUAUUCUAAGGAGAUUUGGAGACAGGUUCUGAUUCAUCUAGGAGUGACUAGAGCUGUUUUGUCUUGGCAAGAAGAAGUCCAGAUUGCAGUGAAGAGAAGCAGAAGUAAAAAGAAAAAGGCUUGCAAGUAUAGUAUAGCUUUCAUUGAGUCAGUUUACUGUAUCUGGUUGCAAAGAAAUUCUAAGGUUUGUAGGGAUCAUGUUGAUCCAGUCAAAGCUGUUUUUAGCAACAUUAUGUUAGAUGUCAGUACUGGCUGA